This is a messenger RNA of Lasiosphaeria miniovina, 489 nucleotides long. RefSeq lists its product as uncharacterized. The record is from RefSeq and is a predicted model, not a curated record. The transcript has 2 exons. Bases 1 to 489 code for a protein of 162 amino acids. NCBI's taxonomy places the organism in Eukaryota, Fungi, Ascomycota, Sordariomycetes, Sordariales, Lasiosphaeriaceae.
AUGAAAGCCGCCGGAGCCCUUCAAGCUAUCUUUGGCGGCGACCCCCCGGACGAUGACAUACUAGGUUCGGCUCGAAACGAGGCAUUUUUGCCUGCCCAUUGGGACGACAUGCUCAGAGACGCUCUCGAGCUCGGCAUCUUAAGCGAGAGGAUAGAAGCGAUUUGGAGAAAAUCCCUUCUCGAGAUGGCGUACUAUGAAGCUUUACAGGAAGCUCGGUUACAUAAGCAUGACGAUGGCUACGAGGAGCAGAAGGGGAUACCGGAGGGAAGAGAGAAGGGAAAGCAGAAGAUAAGUAUCAGUACGGACAAAGACAAGGGCACUGACUAUGGCGAGGGGGAGACGCUUACGCUCACGCGCCAGCUCUCCAAGCUGAGCCUCAAGGGAAGCUACCGCAGGCUCAAGGAGGUGCCGGGCAAGUUCAAGCGGUCUCGAGUUGCGUCGUUAUACCACAAGCCGAAGGAAGAGGAGCGCGUCGGAGAACAGGAGUAG